AUGGCCAUUUCCACCGUCUUGGACUUGGCAGAGUUGCUGCAGGCAAUCAUAUUGAUAUCGUUGAACGCUGCAGCCACCACCGAAUUGGUCUGUCUGAAUCUUGUUCCCAUCAGACCGAGAUAUUUGAUACAGUCUUUGGGUCUUAGCCAAAACAGCGAUUUCACACGCUGGUAUUUGAACCACGACAGACUCAUCUGGUUGAAGUAA
Molecule: messenger RNA, 207 nt
Organism: Ogataea philodendri
Lineage: Eukaryota; Fungi; Ascomycota; Pichiomycetes; Pichiales; Pichiaceae
Exons: 1
Coding region: 1-207 (68 amino acids)
Source: RefSeq, a predicted model, not a curated record